CAAUAUUCCCAUCCAUCUCCGCUGUACGACGUAUUCGUUCCAUUUCGGCCGCCGGAACGAGAUGACACCCCCAGAAUCCGCGCAAAUCAAGUCCCGUCGACCGCACCGAAAAUCAAGGCGCGGGUGCGCCGUGUGCAAGAAACGUCGUAUCAAAUGCGAUGAGCGCCAUCCGCAGUGCGGCAACUGCGUCGUCACCCAUCGCGUGUGCUCGUACCUGGAGCAAAGCGCCGGGAAUGGCUCCGGCGCCUCCACGGGAGCGGUCACGGCCGCACCCAGAAGCUCCGGGGCGAGUCCGGGGCCAAGCCUGAGCAGCGGCGCCGGCGAAGGCGGACGACGAUCGGCCGGGCCUAUAGAUUUGGGCGCGGUUUUCGAUGCUCCCGGCGGAGGACCUACCUUCACAGUCAUUCAUAUGGCUCUGCUUCACCAUGCUGAGGUUAAUAUGGCCGAAUACAUGGCGCUCCAGGGCGUCAUUCGGCCCAUCAUCGACGCCGCUAUCCACAACGCCGUCACGGCACCCUACCUUCUCGACCAGCUCCUCGCCCUCUCCGCGCUGCAUCUAUCAACCCAAGACUUGACCAAGGCAUCGAACUACCGGCAACAAGCUACCGAACUGCAGACUCGUGCCCUGGGUAUGUUCAACCAGAUACGAGAGGAUAUAUCCGAGUGCAACUACAUGCCUACAUUUCUCUUUGCCACGCUCCUUGGUAUCCACGUGCUGCGAGAGACCUUGGCUGAUCACCACCUCGCGCUGAGCGAUUUCGUCGGUGCCUUUGUUGGAUAUGCACGCCUCCAUCGCGGGGUCCGGGCUGUCACAAACGUAUACUGGGAAUCCAUCGUCCAUUCAGACUUGAAGCCACUGCUUUACAUCACGAACUGGACCGAUCUGGCCGAGAAUCGGACCCCAGGGCUUGAGACUGCCGACUUAAAAGGGUUCCUUGAAUCGUCAGAUCUUGCACCCUCGUCUAUCAAGGCUUGUAUCGGCGCGUUAGAUUGGGUCCAGUGGGUAAUAGACAUGAUCGCAAUGGAGCCCUCCAGGUUUGAUCUGGCGGUGCAUGCAACCAUGGCAUGGCCUUUGAUGAUCCCGGACGAGUACAUCGACGGUGUAUAUCAACACCGGCCAGAGGCUCUCGUUGUGCUAGCCUACUAUGCUGCGAUUCUUCAUCAACACCGACGUUAUUGGGUUUUUGGGAAUGCUGGAUCAAGUUUGAUACAAUUUAUAACCUUGCAUGUUGGCGGCUUCUGGGCUGAUGUAUUGACUUGGCCACAAAAUGUCAUUUCCUCAGAGAGGUCUUUGUCAGAAUAAAGCUUGAGUACUGAUGACCAGAAUGUACGUAUAUGCAAAAUAAGUUUAGCUUCAAGUUCAUAUUCUUGUCCCUGGGGCGGUGGAAGUGACAACUCGAU
Messenger RNA from Ilyonectria robusta, 1401 nucleotides. RefSeq names its product Upc2 protein. Bases 62 to 1303 code for a protein of 413 amino acids. The transcript has a single exon. NCBI's taxonomy places the organism in Eukaryota, Fungi, Ascomycota, Sordariomycetes, Hypocreales, Nectriaceae. Gene Ontology annotation, molecular function: zinc ion binding; DNA-binding transcription activator activity, RNA polymerase II-specific. Gene Ontology annotation, biological process: regulation of transcription by RNA polymerase II. The record is from RefSeq and is a predicted model, not a curated record.